This is a messenger RNA of Trichoplax adhaerens, 2337 nucleotides long. RefSeq lists its product as uncharacterized. Lineage: Eukaryota; Metazoa; Placozoa; Uniplacotomia; Trichoplacea; Trichoplacidae. Bases 1 to 2337 code for a protein of 778 amino acids. The transcript has 28 exons. The record is from RefSeq and is a predicted model, not a curated record. Gene Ontology annotation, molecular function: protein binding; mRNA binding; RNA cap binding. Gene Ontology annotation, biological process: nuclear-transcribed mRNA catabolic process, nonsense-mediated decay; mRNA export from nucleus. Gene Ontology annotation, cellular component: nuclear cap binding complex; nucleus.
AUGUCGCGUCGACGAUAUCACGAUUCCGAUGAUGAAUAUGAUCAUAGGCAAGCUAAACGAUUUCGCAGAAGCAACAAUGAACCCAAGCAAAUUGAAGACAGAUUAGAGUCUUUGAUAUUUCGCGUUGGAGAAAAAAGUAGUUCGUCAUUAGAAACGAAUUUAGAAAAACUUGCUGGCGUACUACAAGCAGAUAUACCUAAUUAUAAGCAAAAAAUUCUCGAUACUUUGUACAACAGUGUAACGUUGCUACCUUUCAAAGUAUCCAUUUAUUCCACUCUUAUUGGCCUCUUAAAUGCUAAGAAUUAUAAAUCUGGUGAAGAGUUUGUUAACAUGGCUGUUGCAAAUCUUGAGCAAGAUCUAAUGAAAGGCCAAUUUGAACCAGCUCUAAUAAAGGUACGCCUUUUAGCAGAUAUGGUCAAUGCUCAUGUCAUAUCAUCAACUCCUAUCAUGAUCAUGUUUAGCAGUUUUGUUGGUGUUACUAAGGAACCUGACAUUCCGCAGGCCCGAUCUGACUGGUUCGUGUAUGCAGUGCUUUCUGCUUUACCAUGGGUUGGCAGACAACUAUUUAAAGAGAAAGGAGAAGAUUUGGCGAAUUUAAUGUCGAGUAUAGACAGUUAUAUCAAACGUAGGAAAAAACCAUACCUGUCAUCAUUGUAUACCUGGAAGGAAAAAAUCUAUCCACCCCAAGAAGAUUAUCUAGACUGCUUAUGGCAACAAAUAAAGGAUUUAAAAUCAAAUGGGUGGAAGGAACGUUACCUACAUCGACCUUACCGUGCUUUCGAUGAUAUAUUGGUCAAUGCCUUUGAUCAUACAUUUCCAAUAGUAACAAUACCGCACCAUGACGAUGAUGUGAUCUACCCGUUGCCAAAAGUUACUUUUAGGCUUAUUAAACAAGAAGCAGAGAGUGAAACUGUUCAUUGCGUCGAGAGAUACAUAAUGGAAGAAUCUAUCCGUACUAUAAUGAAAUCCAUGUAUAAAAAUCGUAAAGAAUGUGCUUCUCGCCUUUUGUCUCUUCCUAGCAGAUCCAGACUGUCAUUAUAUGAUACUAUUAUCGAGACCAUUUUUAGUGAUCUAUUCACUCUUCCGAAAUCAGUAUUUCCAGAGCUUUUCACUAGUUCUUUAUUAAUAGAAUUAUGCAAGUCAGAGCCAACCGUUGUCCCCAAAGUGCUUGCUGAAGCAACAGGGAUCCUAUAUGAUCGUGUUGACAUCAUGAAUGUUACCUGUGUGCAUCGAUUUGCUAGCUGGUUUUCAUAUCAUCUUAGUAACUUUCAAUAUAAAUGGAGUUGGAACGAUUGGGAGGACUGCUUAAACCAAGAAUCAUCCCCGAAACGGAGAUUCGUUAGUGAAGUUUUAGAAAAAUGUGUACGGCUAGCAUAUUUCGACCGUAUCGUUGAAAUUAUCACUGAGCCUCUUGUUCAAUUAUUACCCCCUGAACCCUCGCCGAAGUGCAAAUUUGAAAGAUCAGAUGCUGAAUCAACGGAUCCUGCUGUAAAUCUAGCUCAGCAAUUAUUUACAGCAUUCAAGGCCAAGAAAUCGCCAGAGGAAGUUAUUGAAGUUUUAGAGAGCGCAAAAACAAGUUUAUUUGCUGAUAAUGAAGAUGAAUAUGCGAAGACUGCUGCAGAGGUGUUAGUACAAUGCGUACUAUCCAUUGGACAAAAGUCUAUUAGCCAUGCUACAAGCGGAAUUACAAAAUUUAAGACAGUAUUUAAAGCUAUCAUCAAGGGUGGUGACGAGCAAAUAAUAUGUUUAAAUUCUAUGUUUAGCGUUUGGGAACGUAAUAUACAGAUUUUAGAGUUACUUUUAGACAAAAUGCUACGACUUGAAAUUAUUGAACCAUCUUCAGUCAUUAAUUGGCUUCUUUCACGGGAUAUGUUAGGCAGUUUUCAAAGAUUCUUUGUAUGGAAUAUCGUACAUCAUUGCUUACGAAAAUGUAGUAAACGAUUGCGUAUUGCCAAAAGAGAACUGCAGGAUGUAAAAGAAAAAUUUAGUGCUUGUUCGAAUUCAGAGGAUACCACUGAUGAAGAAAGAUCAAAACUAUCUAAUGCUGUGGAUAAUCUAUCAGAUGAAGUGUAUAACGCUUAUCAAAAGCAAAAAGAAGUAUUUUUAAUCUUAUUCCAGCGAUUUAUUAUCAUACUAAAUGAUCAUCUGUAUCGUCGAGAGCAAGAUCAAAGUAGUCCAUGGUUAAGCUUCGCCCUGGAAAAGCUGAAGGAAGUGAUGCAUAUGUAUUAUGAAGAAGUAUUUUCAUACAAGGAAACACUAGAACAGUUACUUUUCACUUCCGAGACGGAUUCACGUAUACUUCGAGUUUUUACUGACUUUUGUUCACUUCGUGAUUGA